AUGCUGGGACUUUGUUGGACACCAGCUACGGCACAAGGCAUGCAGAAAAUGGCGACCACCAUGCCAUCCAAUCCCGAACAGCUGUUGGGAGCCAUUCUUGUGAGGAAAGACAUAUUCCAUCGUUUUGAGACGACCAUGCACGACACCUGCUUGGAUGCCAACAACUUGCUGGAGUACCUCUUCUCUCUUUACAACAGUACGGCAGCUCCUGCAGAAAGAGAGAAUCUUCCCACACCACAGACUUUGGCACUCAUGCGUAGGGAUGCAGAGAUCAAGAAAGGAAUGGAGCGUGGACAGCAUGUAUUCCUAAACCCAUCCCACAGCGGCAACCCCCAAAUGCUUCAACCAAAUAUCCAAAGCAGAUCUUCCGACCAAAAGCUGCAUGUACCAGUGGCUGCCGAUGGGCAGAGAAAAAAGAUCAAAGUUGAACAGCCAAUGUUUCAUGCUGGUUUGAAUUCAACAGGACACCAGCAUCAAAACUACAAUCAGCCUAUAGUAGUGAAAUCAUUUGAUAACCGUUCUGCGUUUCCCGCUGCGAGCAACAAUCAGAUCCAUAACAUCAAAAUGGAGGUGACAUCAAGUAUGGAGCCUCAUCGCUCACAGUCAUCGUCCUGCCUUCCCCCAUUCAGUCAGAUAUGUCGGCAGGGUAACCGGCCAUACAGCCCUGCUUCUGCUCAGUAUUCAAACUCGCACCAUAUACCUCCACAUCAAGACGAGCCCCAGAGACUCGGCCAUGAUCCUGCCGUGAAUAAUGUCAAGACAGAAAUCGAAGGGGUACAGCCUGGGGUUUCAGCAAGGCAUCAAGCACAGGAUAUGCAGAAUUCAUCAAACCACAUCAAGAAACAGAGACUGAAAGGUUACUACACGGAUGGCAGCGUUACUGUCGAGCGGGUCAGCAGGAAGAAGAAACAUCCAUGUUUUUGUGGUGCCCUGUUCACAAGGGCCGACAACCUCAAGCGACACAUCCGGAAGUGUCAUGAGGAGAAGCUGGAGAAGCUCAAGGUUUCAGGCCAGGAUGGGGAAGACAACACCGGCAUGGGGCCUCCAGUUGCGGACAGUUUCUCGCAGGUGUUCCCAUCUUCCAGUCAAGAUUGCAUCGAAGCAUCACAAGCACAGAGCUCAGAGAGCCCUCAGCAGCACACAUCUCAGCAGCACACAUCUCAGCAGUACUUGCAGCAGGAUGGCAGCCAUAAUAUGCUGGUUACCAGUGCGGUCAAGGUCACACCAGCGGUCAGAUGGUCGUGCUUUUGUGGCGAGAGUUUUGAUAACCAUCGAUUGUUGGUUGAGCAUACAAGAGCGCAUGAUAAUAAUACAUAA
Molecule: messenger RNA, 1317 nt
Organism: Candidula unifasciata
Lineage: Eukaryota; Metazoa; Mollusca; Gastropoda; Stylommatophora; Geomitridae
Source: the annotation of a GenBank genome assembly